Messenger RNA from Naegleria fowleri, 1851 nucleotides. RefSeq lists its product as uncharacterized. The record is from RefSeq and is a predicted model, not a curated record. Gene Ontology annotation, cellular component: plasma membrane. Bases 1 to 1851 code for a protein of 616 amino acids. Gene Ontology annotation, biological process: Ras protein signal transduction; positive regulation of GTPase activity. Lineage: Eukaryota; Heterolobosea; Eutetramitea; Acrasida; Naegleriidae. Gene Ontology annotation, molecular function: guanyl-nucleotide exchange factor activity. The transcript has a single exon.
AUGAAUGAACUCAAACCAUCAUCAUCUCUUACCACCACAACUACUCCAACUACUCCUAUUACUUCCUCCUCUCCAUCCACCUCCUCCCCAAAUUCAACACAACCACUCGUCUCCAUUCUUCAACGACCGGUUCGUUUUGGACGGCGACGUGGCAUUGCGAAAUCAACUUUGUGUCCUCCUUCUUCAUUAUUGCAAUCCUCUAAUGAACGACGUCAUUCUUCGAAAUGUAAUGACCAUGAUAAUUUCUCCAAUUCUUCUGAUAACAAUAAUUCGGACGUGGCUCGGUCCAAAAAUGGAAAUGACGAAUCGUCCUUGACACCCACCACUCUUUCCUCAACUUCAACCACAACUACAACCACAACUUACUUAACAGACUGCAAGCUGAACAAUCUCAACCAGAGCAAUCCAUCCACACCAACCAUUGGUUCUGGAACCAUCUCUAAAGGAUCUGCUAGAAAAACCAAACCAAUGGAAACCUUCAAUCCACAAGACUUUUACUCGAUUGAUCUUUCACAACUGAUUUAUCAGGAAGAUCCACCAGAAAACAUGGUCAUUGUGGAUGGACAAAUUGAGCAUGCAUCAUUGAAUAAGCUUAUCGAAGAAUUGACCUCGCAUGUGAAUUAUGAUAUUCACUUUUUGCAUACAUUCAUGUUGACAUUUAGAAACUUUACAGAUAAGGAAACCAUUUUCAAAAAGUUGGAAGAGAGAUUCAACUAUCCACCAAACUGUCCUCCAGAAGAGUUUGCUACAUUUAAACGUGAAGUUCUGGAUAAGAUUAGAUUGAGAAUUAUCAAUUGUAUCAAAUAUUGGAUUGAAAACUUUUUCGUUUUCGACUUUGACAAUGAAAUGAUGCAAAUUUUAAAUCGAUUCAUUGAAAUGGUCAAGAAAUCCAACCAAAAUGCUUUGGCAUCAGUAUUGGAGAAAGCAAUUGAUCGUGUGAAAAACAACGAUUCAGGAAAAGUCAUUACUCAAGUCAAAUGCCCAGAAGUUCUCAAAUUGAAAAAGGGACUUUUCAAUAAGAAGAAGGAAUAUAAUAUUCUAGAUUAUCCAUUGCUUGAAGUUGCUCGUCAAAUCUGUCUCAUCGACUAUGCCAUGUUCAAAACUAUUGAACCUAAAGAAUGUUUGAACCAAGCUUGGAACAAGGAACAUCGAGUCACCAAAGCUCCAAAUAUUUCUAAAAUGAUUCAAUACUUUAACUUACUUUCAGGUUAUGUGGCAACAGAAGUGUUGAGACCAGAACUUGAAUUAGAGAAGCGAGUGAAAACUGUUGAGAAAUUUUUGGAAUUGGCCAAUCACUGCAAGAGUUUGAAUAACUUCAACGCUGUCUUCAGUAUCAUGAGCGGUUUGAACUCAUCCGCUGUUCACCGUCUCAGUAAAGUGUGGGAUGCCAUUAGUGAAGAAUCAAAAAAGAUUAGAGAAGACUUGGAAUAUUUACGUCAAGGUAACAACUUUUCCAAUUUGAGAAAUGUUCUCAAGAAUGUGAAUCCUCCUUGUGUGCCAUUCAACGGACUCUUCUUGACCGAUUUGACAUUUAUCGAAGAUGGUGCUCCAAAAUAUAUUAAUGGAUUGAUCAAUUUUGGUAAAUGUAGAUUGUUUGCAAAGGUAAUUCGUGAUAUUCAGACCUAUCAAAACACAAGAUAUAACUUUGAGGAAUAUCCUGAAUUGAAGGAAUUAUUGCUUGGUAUUUCUAAAUUGAGUGAUGACGAAUUGUUCAACUUGUCACUUCAAAUUGAACCUAGAAAGCAAAAGAAGAAGAAGGCAACAGGGGCAUCCUCUACAGCUGGAGCUUCUGCAUCCCUGACUAAAGAUGACGAUGAUGAUGACAAGCAAAAACCAGCCAUGGAUCUUUAA